This is a messenger RNA of Caenorhabditis elegans, 1206 nucleotides long. RefSeq names its product Coiled-coil domain-containing protein 69 (gene Y106G6D.1). Bases 31 to 750 code for a protein of 239 amino acids. Lineage: Eukaryota; Metazoa; Nematoda; Chromadorea; Rhabditida; Rhabditidae. The record is from RefSeq and is marked reviewed. The transcript is spliced from 2 exons.
UCAGGAAUCUCAAGGCUCAAAGCUCCAAAAAUGAGUUCAAACGGAUCCGAUAGAGUUGAGGCUAUCUCAGGAAUGAAAUCUGGAAACAGUAAGAAAGCAAUCUUGAAGAGCGAGACGUAUAAUGCGAGGAUUGCUCGAGACAAUCUCACGAAAGAAGUUGCAUCAUUGAGAAAAACAAUGGGAGUUCAAUCAAACGACGAUGCAGAAAAGUUGAGCCUGAUCAAGAAGAUCAAUGAAAUGGAAAAAGAAUCAGAGAACUUGUUGACUCCAGGAGAUGAAACAAUUGAAGAACUCAUUGUUAACAUCAGUUGGCUAGAGACUGAACUGGAAGGACGAAAGGCUGAAUCAAUUCACAAAGAAACGAUUUGUCUGAGAGCAGAAAACAAGCAUAGGUUGCAACUCCAGGAAGUAGAAAAAGAGAUGAAGAAGAUGGAGAUGGAAAUCAAGUUCUAUCAAAAUGAAAAUUUCUCAUUGAGAAGAAUGAUGAUGGAAACAACACUUCCAGAGCAGCAGCCAGCAUUGAAAGAGUUGUUCAAAAUGACAUUGAAACUGGAUACUUUGGAGAACAAUUUCUACGAAUCAAGAAAAUCGAUUAAUACGAAACUGAUCAAUUACAUGGAGGAAUGCAAACUUCUGCAAGAAUUGAAAGAUGAGAUGCUCACCCAAAAAGGAUUUCUCCAUUCAAUCGCCAAAAAGAAACAAACUGAAGAUGACACCGUAAACGAUAUGCUUGGAAAAAUGAAGAUUUGAUUGCUGGAGCAGCAAGAAGGUGUACGGUGCAGGAGUUUCAAAAAUUAUAACAAUUCUUCAAACAAAAAACCUAACAAAAAAAAUUAAAAAAUCCAAAAACUCAAAAAAAUCUCUAUUGCUUCUCUUCCUUUUCCCUCAUUCAAAAUUUGAGUCUUGUAACUUUUUUGUAAACUCUCAAUUUCCAUCCACCAAUUUCUCGUUCCCUGCCAGCAACGUCCAUGAGUUAGAGUGGAGGUAUAUCAUGAAAUCUUUGAACCAAAGAGUUCAUCAUAAGCUCUACCAACGAAUAACUCGGAUGCCUGGUGACAGGAACGAUAAACCCAUGUGAAUGUGAGUCUUGAGCCUAACUUCUACUUUUUAAUUUUUCUCAUAAAUUUUAUCUUCUUAUCAAUGCAUUAAAUAUAUUUUUUCUUGUUUCUGUGUUUUAUCAAGUUGAAAUAAUGAAUCUUUUACUUU